Molecule: messenger RNA, 744 nt
Organism: Rotaria sordida
Lineage: Eukaryota; Metazoa; Rotifera; Eurotatoria; Philodinida; Philodinidae
Source: the annotation of a GenBank genome assembly
AUGAUGAUGAACAGGAAUGAACAAGUGGAACUAGCGAAAUUAGCUGAACAUGCCGAACGAUAUACCGAUAUGGUAGCUGCCAUGAAAAGGGUCGCUGAAUCAAAUAGCGAAUUGACGAAUGAAGAACGUAAUUUGCUCUCGAUUGCCUACAAGAAUGCGAUCGGCGCUCAUCGAUUAUCUUGGCGAUCUAUGUCAAACAUUGAACAGAAAGUCGAAGACUCGGAACGUAAGCGACAAAUGGCCAAGGAAUAUCGCGAAAAGAUCGAAAGCGAAUUGAAAGACAUUUGCCACGAGCUUUUGACCUUACUUGAUAAAUAUCUCAUUCCGAAAAUGACAACAGUCGAAUCAAAUAUAUUCUAUUUGAAGAUGAAAGGUGACUAUUAUCGAUAUUUGGCUGAAGUAGCCACGGGCGGCGAACGACAAAAAAUGACUGAAGAAUCGAAACGUGCCUACAAGGAUGGAUUCGAUGUGGCCAAAAAUCAACUGCCAGUAACGCAUCCGGUUCGACUUGGCCUUGUUCUAAAUUUCUCCGUUUUUCAUUACGAAAUUCUCAAUGAACCAGAUGUAGCCUGUCGUUUGGCCAAACAGGCCUUUGACGAUGCUUUGGCCGAGCUAGAUACUGUCGAUGAAGAUUCUUACAGAGACAGCACGCUUAUCAUGCAGCUGCUCCGAGAUAAUCUCAGUCUGUGGACUAAUGAUCUAUCUUAUGUCGACAAUGUAAACCAAUCUGAAGAACAGCAGUAA